AUGCAUAUUGAUUCAUUCAGCCAUAAAAGCUCUGUUCCACAGUUUGAGCAACACUUUGGUGUGAAAUACGGAACGAAGGAGGCAGUGAGCAUUUCUCGUAACAAACCAUGGUUAAAAGGGCGAUCUCCAAAACCGUGUUCAUUGAAAUUGAAGUCGGGCAUGGAAUUUCUAACAGUUAAUACAUCACAUCCUCUGAAUGAUGAAGAUGUCAAAAAGUUUGAGAAAUUUGUUGGAACGGUACUGUCGAGCGGGGUCAGGGCGUUUUAUAUGAAAGGGAAUGGUGGGAAACUACCGGAUGAACGCUGUAUGUAUGUAUCGAGUGAUGGUCGUGAGUUCGAUAUAAAGAAUUUCCUUCCAAUCUCAUAUCCACGAUUUGAUGGGGAUAUGACAGUAGAGCAAGCGUAUGAAAUCUUGGUAGAAAAUAAGUAUUUGGUUCCUAGAGACUAUAUCCCCAUCGUAAUUGAUGGAGGGGGGUUUCCUUUCUGUUUGAGAAAAGGCAGUGAAGACGUUUUCUUUGCUAAUAUAGAAUCCGGUGAGUUGAUCUUCAUUGAGAAGGAUCUGGAAACAUUUGUUACUGGAGUAAUCACAGAAGAUGAGGCCUGGGCUUAA
Messenger RNA from Kluyveromyces lactis, 609 nucleotides. Its product is annotated as SMI1/KNR4 family protein. The transcript has a single exon. The record is from RefSeq and is a predicted model, not a curated record. Bases 1 to 609 code for a protein of 202 amino acids. Lineage: Eukaryota; Fungi; Ascomycota; Saccharomycetes; Saccharomycetales; Saccharomycetaceae.